Molecule: messenger RNA, 6771 nt
Organism: Myxocyprinus asiaticus (Chinese sucker)
Lineage: Eukaryota; Metazoa; Chordata; Actinopteri; Cypriniformes; Catostomidae
Product: plasma membrane calcium-transporting ATPase 2-like
Exons: 23
Coding region: 512-4246 (1244 amino acids)
Biological process (GO): calcium ion transmembrane transport; regulation of cytosolic calcium ion concentration
Cellular component (GO): postsynaptic density membrane; intracellular membrane-bounded organelle
Molecular function (GO): PDZ domain binding; ATP hydrolysis activity; ATP binding
Source: RefSeq, a predicted model, not a curated record
AAAAAUCUUAGUCACUUCAAUCUACUCAGCCCCCUCUGGAUCUCCUGCAAACUCAAAGCACCAGAGCACUACUAAACACGCACAAGGACAAAACAAGUGCUACAUAAGAGAGAGGACGGCUGAGGAGUAAUGGAGAGGAUCACCAUGUAGACAGCAGCCGAAUGGAAGCAGGUAGAAUGGGAAACCACGUAUGGAGUGCCGCCGGUCUGCAGCCGUGGUGAGCGCAGACAUCCUCAGGACCUUUAGCUGGGAUCUCGCAGAUGGCUUUCACAUCCUGACUCGUGUAACGCUGAGGAGCCUCUUUUAAAUUACAGCCAGCGGACUGGAUCGGUCUUUGCUUCAUCCUCUUUGCUUACUUUCACUUUUCUCCAGCAUUGCUCAAUUUUUUUGAGAUACUUGAUCUCCAGCCAUUCCCGGGACUCCUUCUAUGCCCAUGUGGUGUUUUCUCCAUUUUUCUAAUUUACAUUUUUAUCAGCUUUAAAGAAAAGCUACCAAGCAAUACUCAGCCAUCAUGGGGGACAUGACAAAUAGCGAUUUUUACACCAAGAACCAAAGAAAUGACAGCAACCACGAGGGUGGAUUUGGCUGCUCGCUCAUGGAGCUGCGCUCCCUCAUGGAGCUCAGAGGAACGGAGGCAGUGGUCAAAAUUCAGGACGACUAUGGAGGAACUGAGGGACUGUGCCAGAGGCUUAAAACCUCACCAACAGAGGGGUUGGAAGGAGUUGUGACUGAUCUAGACAAGAGAAAAGAAGUAUUCGGAGAAAAUCUUAUACCUCCAAAGAAGCCAAAAACUUUUUUACAGUUAGUAUGGGAAGCAUUACAAGAUGUGACCCUCAUCAUCCUCGAAAUCGCAGCCAUAAUCUCGCUGGGACUCUCCUUUUAUCAACCGCCCGGAGGGGGCAGCGAAUCCUGUGGGACAGUGAGCGCAGGUGAGGAGGACGAGGGGGAAGCCGAGGCCGGGUGGAUCGAGGGCGCUGCUAUCUUACUCUCUGUGGUGUGUGUCGUCCUUGUCACGGCCUUCAAUGAUUGGAGCAAGGAGAAGCAGUUCAGGGGUUUACAGAGCCGCAUCGAACAGGAACAGAAAUUCCAGGUGGUGCGCGGAGGACAGGUUAUCCAACUUCCUGUGUCAGAUAUUGUCGUUGGUGACAUUGCACAAGUCAAGUAUGGUGACCUGCUUCCAGCUGAUGGAGUCUUGAUACAAGGCAAUGAUCUGAAGAUUGAUGAGAGUUCACUGACGGGAGAAUCAGACCAUGUACGCAAAUCUGCAGACAAAGACCCAAUGCUUCUCUCUGGCACCCAUGUGAUGGAGGGUUCGGGUCGGAUGGUGGUCAUGGCUGUAGGUGUGAACUCCCAGACCGGGAUCAUCUUCACCCUGCUCGGUGCUGGGGGAGAGGAGGAGGAGAAGAAAGAGAAGAAAGACUGCUCCCAUCCCUCCUCACACCCCAUCGCAACUAUAGCCACCUAUGGUGCAGCAAAUGCCUCUGGUAAUACCAGCCUAGUCAAUGGUAAAAUGCAGGAUGGCAAUAUGGAGAACAGCCAGACAAAAGUGAAAAAGCAGGAUGGUGCCGCAGCAAUGGAAAUGCAGCCCUUGAAGAGCGCAGAGGGUGGAGAAGCUGAAGAAAAAGAGAAAAAGAAAUCCAGUGUCUCCAAGAAAGAAAAAUCCGUUUUGCAAGGAAAACUAACCAAGCUAGCUGUGCAGAUCGGCAAAGCAGGUUUGGUGAUGUCUGCCAUUACAGUCAUCAUCCUGGUGCUCUACUUUGCCAUUGAUAACUUUGUGCUUCAGAAGAGGCAGUGGCUACCAGAGUGCACUCCAAUCUACAUUCAAUAUUUCGUCAAAUUCUUCAUUAUUGGUGUGACAGUCCUAGUGGUAGCUGUUCCUGAAGGCCUUCCGCUCGCUGUUACCAUCUCUCUGGCCUACUCUGUCAAGAAAAUGAUGAAAGAUAACAACUUGGUGCGCCAUCUGGAUGCCUGCGAGACCAUGGGCAAUGCCACAGCUAUCUGUUCAGACAAGACUGGCACAUUAACCACCAAUCGAAUGACAGCAGUUCAAUGCUAUGUGGCAGAUGUCCAUUACAAGUCGAUACCAGACCCCAGCUCAAUUCCACCAAAAACUCUGGAUACAUUGGUCAAUGCUAUUUCCCUCAACAGCGCCUAUACUACUAAAAUACUGCCUCCAGAUAAGGAAGGGGGUCUUCCCAAGCAAGUGGGCAACAAAACCGAGUGUGGCCUAUUGGGACUGGUCCUUGAUCUGAAACGAGACUACCAGACUGUUCGAAACCAGAUCCCAGAAGAGAAACUCUACAAGGUGUACACAUUUAACUCCGCAAGGAAGUCAAUGAGCACCAUCAUCAAACUUCCAGAUGGCAGUUUCAAAAUGUACAGCAAAGGAGCAUCUGAGAUCAUUCUUAAAAAGUGUUCGCGUAUUUUAAACGAGGUAAGCGAACCUCGCGUUUUCAGACCGAGGGACAGGGAUGAGAUGGUGAAGAAAGUAAUCGAACCCAUGGCCUGCAACGGACUCAGAACUAUCUGCGUGGCUUACCGUGACUUCCCUGCCAACCCUGAGCCCAACUGGGAUGAUGAAAACAACAUUUUAACUGACCUGACAGCAAUAUGUGUGGUUGGAAUUGAAGAUCCUGUAAGACCUGAGGUGCCCGACGCCAUCAGGAAGUGCCAGCGUGCUGGCAUCACUGUGCGUAUGGUGACUGGAGACAACAUCAACACUGCAAGAGCAAUUGCUAUCAAGUGCGGCAUCAUUCAACCUGGAGAGGACUUUCUGUGCAUUGACGGCAAAGAGUUCAACAGGAGGAUAAGAAAUGAGAAGGGAGAGGUUGAGCAGGAACGCAUUGAUAAAGUGUGGCCCAAACUGCGAGUGCUGGCCAGAUCUUCACCGACAGACAAACACACACUGGUCAAAGGUAUUAUCGAUAGCACUUUGGUGGACCAGCGGCAAGUGGUUGCUGUAACUGGUGAUGGAACCAAUGACGGACCGGCCCUCAAGAAAGCAGAUGUCGGUUUUGCCAUGGGAAUUGCAGGGACAGAUGUGGCUAAAGAGGCUUCUGACAUCAUCCUGACAGAUGAUAAUUUCUCCAGCAUUGUGAAGGCCGUCAUGUGGGGACGCAACGUCUACGACAGCAUCUCAAAGUUCCUGCAGUUUCAGCUGACGGUUAAUGUCGUGGCUGUGAUUGUCGCUUUCACCGGAGCCUGUAUUACACAGGAUUCUCCUCUUAAAGCAGUGCAGAUGUUGUGGGUCAACCUGAUCAUGGACACGUUUGCAUCCCUGGCUUUGGCCACUGAACCGCCCACUGAAUCUCUGUUGAUGAGGAAACCCUACGGCAGAAAUAAACCCCUGAUCUCCAGUACCAUGACCAAGAACAUCCUGGGCCAUGGCGUCUACCAGCUCACCAUUAUCUUCACUUUGCUGUUUGUGGGUGAGCAGAUCUUUGACAUUGACAGUGGCAGAAACGCUCCACUGCAUUCUCCUCCUUCUGAGCACUACACUAUCAUCUUCAACACCUUUGUCAUGAUGCAGCUCUUCAAUGAGAUCAAUGCCCGCAAGAUCCAUGGAGAGAGAAACGUGUUUGAUGGCAUCUUCAGAAACCCCAUCUUCUGUUCCAUUGUUCUUGGAACUUUCGCCAUUCAGAUUGUGAUUGUUCAGUUUGGAGGGAAACCAUUCAGUUGUUCUCCUCUGGACCUGGAGAAGUGGAUGUGGUGUGUGUUCCUGGGGCUUGGUGAACUGGUCUGGGGACAGGUUAUAUCAACAAUCCCAAACAGCAGGCUGAGGUUCCUUAGAGGAGCUGGUCAGCUGACGCACAAGGAUGAAAUGCCUGAGGAGGAGCUGAACGAAGACCAGGAGGAGAUCGAUCAUGGUGAAAGGGAAUUACGACGAGGACAGAUCCUCUGGUUCAGAGGCUUGAACAGAAUCCAGACUCAGAUACGUGUUGUGAACGCAUUUCGUAGCUCGCUCUAUGAAGGCUUGGAAAAACCAGAAUCAAGAACCUCUAUCCAUAAUUUCAUGACUCAUCCGGAGUUUAGAAUAGAGGACUCUACACCCCACAUUCCUCUUAUAGAUGACACUGACAUCGAUGACGAGGCCGCCAGGAAGAAUUCAACCCUCAGUCAACCAUCGUCACCCAACAAGAACAACAACGCCAUUGAUAGCGGUAUUAACCUUACGACUGACACAAGUAAAUCUGCUGCAUCCUCCAGUCCCGGGAGCCCACUUCAUAGUCUUGAGACUUCACUUUAGCCACCUUAGGUGGGUGACUAUUCAAUAGUUAUCUUAGAAUAUCUGUUUAAAAGCGCUACGAAGAGUGCACGCAAAUAUGGAUUGUGUACAGUUGACUGAAUGUGGUUGGCCCCAUGUUUUUUAAUUUUGUGCUGAAGAAACAAGAAAAAUGAAUGACUGACUUAGGAAUGAUUGUGGAGUGACUCGAGGAACUAUAUAACGAACCACGAGUGUAAAAACAAGCCACUCCCACUUCCUGAGGAAACUAUGGACUAUAAUGAAAUAAUGAGUAAUUUAAAUCAAAUACAGCUAUUAUUGUCACUCCUGCAUGAAUGUACAUUACCCAGGUUUUUAUUUUGAAACCGUUUAUUUUAAUUGUUUGAUUUUAAUUUGUGGGACAUGCGGUGGACUGGUAUUUUAAGACAGCUUAUCUGAUUCACUAUGAGUAUUGUGUGUGGCAUGUAUUUAAUUGUAUAGAUUUAUUUGAUUAUUGAUUGAAGUGUAUCCAGGUUGCAGGGCUCAACUUGCACAGUAGAUCUGCACCUGUCGGAAAAGAGAAACCCAUGGAAAUUAGAAUUUAUUAAGCACAGACACACACACACACACACACAUACAGAGUUUAUCAUUAUGUGUUGGCAUGUUGCCUUGUUCUGCUUCAAUGACUAACUACUUUAACUUAUUUAUGUCCUAAAGAGAAUGUAAUUUGUUUACAAAAUCUGUAGAUAUGUCCUGGUUUCUUUGUAGGGUUUAAAGCUUCUUUGUAGGGUUCAAUACCACACAGCAGACAUAGUUGGAACAGCUCAAGUUGUCCUGUAAUAUACUGUAGGUGUUUUAUUACAAAUUGUGUGCUGGACUUGCCUGCUGUUUUGUCAAAUAAUGUAGAUAUUUUAGAGGAUAACAAAAGAAACCAAAAUAUAGUGGGAUAUAUCAUUAAUGUGGAAUCUUAGUAUUACAUGAUUGUUGGGAUCAGCAACUGCUCUGAGCACCCCUGAAAAAAUUCAGAACUGAUCUGCACACAAAGGUUUUUUUUAUAAUUCAAUGCUUGAACUUGUGGUCAGCCUCAAAUGUAAGCAGAUAUUUCAGGUUGGAUUCGAAGACUUUCAUUAGAAAUACUAUAUAUAUAUAUAUAUAUAUAUUAUUUUCAGUUACGUGUGACCAUCAAAGGCUGCGAUGGUUUAUGUGUUGGAAACAUGUAAACUAAGCUAUAUUUGGCAUCUCUGUAUGGAAAUCAAAUCUUGUUAUAUAUUGUGUUGAUUCUUCUUUUUUGACAUUUGAUUUGUAGAUUUCUUUUGAUUUAAGGAAAUUAACCCAGUUCCUAUAAGCUGACAUCACUUUGAAUAACUGAUUUACGUAAUGUAACAAAACAAAACAAAAAAAGGAAUGUUGCUUUUGACUCUUUUAUAAAAAAAGAAAAACCCAAACCAACAAAAACAAACAAAAAAACAAAAACAAAUCUAAAUAAAAAACAUGUAUGAUUCUUUUCUGCACUAUCCGGAUAUGAAUGAAUUUAUGUGGUGUAAAUUUAGAUGUGCUUCUGUGUUAAAAUCAAGCUUGUCUUCCUGAAGUCAGUAAACAUACUCUAGCAUUUUAACAGAAUUCACUAGUCAUUAACUAUUUAUUGUACUCUAAAAGCAAAAGGACAAAUGGGGAUCUAUCAGAAGGCACACUUAUAAAGUCACCAACAUUCAUUAAUAUUCCUUGCAAUUAUAACCAAUUGGAAACAUGAAAAGGUAUGAUGUAAUAUGCUUAAUGUGCAAGUUCAAACUAAUUUUGUAUCCAAUCAGUUAUCAUUUUAACACAUUUAAAAGCCUCAUCUGCCAACAUUCUCACUAUGUAAACUGACCAAAAUGAUCACCUCUGACAUUUUGAAAGUCAACGUCAGGGUGUUUGUCUUUAAAUGUGUGCACUGUAAUGACUCUAGAUGUGAAUUUUAUCAGUGUGACUGGCAGAUUCAGUUUAAUUCAGUUCAGUUCAACACCCUUUUGUUGACGGGCCUAAUUACGGAUGCUGUUUAAAACAUAUAACCAAUAAAACAAAAUUUUGACAGCAUUCUAAUAAUCACAAAUAAUAAUAUUUGUUGCAAUACAUCAGCUUCUAUUUACUGUACUUAGCAGCAUGCAUUUUGUGGAACAAAGAACAUAUGACGCCAUAGGUACUUUUGGCACACUAGCAAUUUAUGGGUAAAUGAAAAGCGUUCAUUAAUUUUGUUUUUAUGAAUUUUAUAAUCUAUACAAUAAUUGUAAAUAAAGAUCUCAAUGUCUUUGUUCAUUUAAUACUAUGCAAAAAGUCAAGCUUUUCUGAUUGUUACAUCAUCUACCCUAGAGUGUGUUGUUGGAAUGUUUGUGGUCUCAAAGUCAGUAAAACAACAAAAACAAAUUGUGAUGUAAAUUAUUUUCUAGACUGACAAAAUUAACUGUGACACUUGCUUCACUGUACAUACCACAAUUCCAGAGACAAGCGCAAGUGAUAAAAUUAAAUGAAAUGAACGGGAAAAAAAAGGAACGACAAAAAAGCACUUAAUAAAUUCCAGAGGAGCAUGAACCAGU